Messenger RNA from Sycon ciliatum, 8508 nucleotides. RefSeq names its product serine/arginine repetitive matrix protein 2-like. Bases 756 to 6947 code for a protein of 2063 amino acids. The transcript is spliced from 28 exons. The record is from RefSeq and is a predicted model, not a curated record. Gene Ontology annotation, cellular component: cytoskeleton. Lineage: Eukaryota; Metazoa; Porifera; Calcarea; Leucosolenida; Sycettidae.
UUCGUGAAUCGAAUCCUCUUCCGCCGUGCUGCCCGUGAAAUUUAUUUGAAUCGCCGUGGUAUGUGUGUUGUUCGCUAGAGGAACGUGCUAGGUGCAGCCGAGUGCGUGUGAUGGUGAUUUAGAGCUCUCUCCGGCUUCCGUCCAGCACACUCACAUGAUCUAGCCUGGCAAGUGAGCGUCAGAGCACCGUUCGCUGCAUGACUUCACCUGAGUUUGUCUUUGACGCAGACAGGUCCGCGGGACACGAGUGUGAGAGAGGAAAACAUAGCGAGCUGAGAGGAAGUCGCUUUUGCCCACAUCCACGCGGUGCAAUAGCGCUGGAAUGUCGCAGAGAAGUAGCAGUUUGUGCGACGCAGUCUCGUUAUAGUUAGACAAGUAAUUUCCGGCAGUGGGUCGCUGUGCUGAAUCGAUUGGAACUCGAAGUAGUGUUCGCCUGACACCAACAUAACGGUCCCAGUCUACGUGAGUGUGACACUUCACGGCGUUCCUUUACGCCGCUAGCUAGCACGCUAGCAAGAAAGUGUUACUGUGUGUGUGUGUACGUGUGUGGACCAAGCUGUAUUUACCAGUGCCUGGAGUUACAUUUUGGUGUAUCGAGGAUUGGAGUUCCGAUACACUCGGCGCAUGGUCAUCCUCAGUGAAAUUGUGGUCUGCUAUCAACUCGUUGAACAGUGAACGAGCAACAGGAGCGUUUGAGCUCCCCAGUUCCAGUCGUACAGCGUGGUCCGUAGUUCUACAGCCAGCGAACGCUAGCCAUGGCGUCUCGCAAGGGAAUGAUGCGUUGUACGGUGCGCAUGCUGGACCUCGGUGCACGCGCCUCGUUCCGCUACCACGAAAUCAGCGUGAAGGCAACGGGUCAGGCACUUCUUGACAGUGUCAUCACUGACCUGCAGCUGAAAGAACCAGAAUACUUCGGAUUGCAACUAAUAGACGAUGCAACUUUGAAGUGGUUGGAAUUGGACAAGCCUAUCAAGAAACAAAUGAAAGAGGGCGGAGGCUUGCGAUUCGAGUUUCGUGUCCGCUUUUACCCAGUCGAUCCGACCGAUAUGUUUGAGGAACUGACUAGGUAUCAACUGGUGCUACAAGUGCGCAAUGAUCUUCUCCAGUCCAGGUUGAGUCUCCCCGAGAAGUUGGCAGCGGAAUUGUUUGCUUUGGUGCUCCAAUCUGAACUUGGUGACUACGAGCCCAAUGAACAUGGCAUCGGCUAUGCCAAGUCAAAUGUACAUCAGUUUGUCGUCCAUCAGACUGGUGACCUGGAGUUUUCCGCUGAGCAGCUUCAUCAGUCAAGCUUUUGUCAAGGCAUGACCCCGGCCGAGUCGGAGCUGGCUUUCCUCGACCGUAUUCGCCUGCUGGAUAUGUACGGCGCGGAUGUACACGUGGUGGAGGGAUCGAAAGGUGUUCGGCUGACGAUCGCCUUGACGCCGAGCUGUAUUCGCAUCCUACGUGAACACCAGCAGGUGGCAUGCUUUCUGUGGUCAAAGAUUACACGCAUCACAUACAAAGGCCGCAAGUUCACUAUUCGUCAGCUGGACAGAGUUCAGGACGAAGUGAAGGAGAAACCGUUUGCGUUUCUGACCGGCUCAGAGAAGCAUUGCAAGUACGUGUGGCAGUGUGCGGUCGACGCGCACGCCUUCUACACAACGAGACAGGAGACUGGCAUUGCUGGAGCACCACCAGCUGCCGCCGCUCGACAAGCCAAGAAGGGAGGUUUUCUGCGCAACACUCGAGCACGUCUCAGUGGUCGGAAAGACAAGGAGAAAGCGGCAGCGGCUGCUGCACAGCAUGCUCCACACCCGGCGCAGGUCUCAGCCAGUGUGGAGUCACAGCCAGUGGAAAGGACGAGAAGCGGGAGAAUUCUACCCGGCUCAGGUCCACAACCUAACCAUUCCAAUCAACAGCAGCAGCACCAGCAGCACCAGCAGCAUCAUAGCCAUCCGUCUAACGGCUCUCGCUCCACGGUCGACUCCGGUGUAGCGCUCUCCCCGCCACCAGCUAACGGAGGUAAUGCUCAACAAAUAGCACAUCAACAACAACAUUCAGACGUUGGGCAUCCUCAUCAAUUUCACCAACAACAACAGCAACAACUGCAGCAGCAGCAGCAGCAGCAACAGCAGCAGCAGCCGGCGGCUUGGAUGCAGGAAAUGUCGGCGAUCAGCAUGCGCAGUCUGAGCUCAGAUGCGUCGAGCACUCCGCAACAUUUCCGCCGUAACCCUCACGUCAUGGGCAGUAACAACCACUCUGACCUCCAUCACCACCAGCAGCAGCAGCAGCAUCACCACCAUCUACAGAAGCAGCAGCACCUGACAAUGUCGGCCAUACUGAGCGAGAGCGUCGUCGACUCGCCCCCGUCGUUUCCCAUCGUCCAGCCGCAGCGCCACGGCCGGCCGACCAUGUUCCACGACGGCGACAUGAUGGCCGAGGACACGGACACCCUGCGGAAGGGACUUCCCCCCAUGGGGGCGGCCACCGGCGGCGGCCCGCACGGUACGGGAUUCCCCCCGGGUCACGGCACCAUGACGUCGGCACAGCAUCAUGCCAGCAUCUCUAUGACGUCAUCGCCGAGACACGGCGCCAACGGUGGUGGUAGUGGUGGCGGGGCGCUUCGUCGUACCAUCAGCGGCGGCGAGGGAUACUCCAUGACGAUUGCAAGCACCCUGCAGAACCGCUCGUCCGCGGUGGACGACGUCGACGGCGGAAUCUCGCCGGAGUCCGUGCGUGCCGCAACGAAUCACCGACGGCAACGCUCGUCACCGCCACCGUCCGACCAUCAUCAUCAGCAUCAGCACCAUCAUAGUCGGCAAUCGCCGCCUCCUAUCCCCCAUCAUAGCGAUCGACGUUACCAGCAGCAGCGCUACUCCCCUGACAGUCAAAGACACGCGAUGGCUGACAGUCCGCCUACUCAACGUCAUCAGCAUCACCGACGCCACUCACCGCAGCAGAGACGACGCUCGCCGAGUCCCCGCGAUCGUCGGUAUCACUGGGACGAUGCGCGCGGUUACCACGACGACGGUCGUGGCGGCACCACCGGGCACAGGUAUCCGCCGGACGAGUUCGACGCGCCGUCGUCGGGUCGUGGUCGUCGUGACGAUGGGGAUCGCUACCAUGACGACAGGCGGGUUGGCAGGCGCAAGUCGUCGCGGUCGCCGGACGAGAGGGAUCGACGCUAUCCUCGCGGCGGCGACGCGUACGACGAUCGCUACGACAACAACCGGGACGGUCGAUCACCACCGCGUCGAUACUCUGGGCAGCAGCCGCAUCACCAUGACAACGGCCGACGUGAUGACGACGAUCACCGGCGUGACAGUGGUCGUUACCAUGGUAAUAAUGGCAGCAGCCGAGGAGGACAAUCCGGUCACGAUCAUCGGGCGUAUUCGAGAUCGCCGGAGCCGAGAGACCGUGCGGCGGACGGGCACAGACAGAACGGCCAUAGAGAUGGGACUAGGUCCAGUUGCGGAGCUCGUUCCAACGGCCGCGAGUCGCCCCUGGCCUCCCGCGGCGGCAUCAUCGAUUACGAUUUCCGCCAGACUCGCGACGGCGGUGGUGGUGGUGCCGCUUUUGGAGACGGGCAUCACAGGGACGCGACAAUUGACGACCGUCACCACACAAACACACGGACCACGCUCUCCAGAGAGAACGGCCAUGGUGGUGGUGCUGGUGGUGGGCGACAGCGUGGAGGCGCGAGGAGUCAUGACGACCGUUUGGCGGCGCACGUGGACAGACGAGACGAUUCGUCGUAUCGCCGCGACGACCGAGAUGCCACGCACACCGCUUCACGCCGCCCACGCGAUGGAGGCACCGGGUUCCGGGAUGACGAGAGCCCCGUGUCACAUCGACUACCCUACGAAUCGUUCAGCGGCCUCACACCAGCGGAACGUUCAAGAAAGGAGUCGCGACCUCCGGUUACACCACCACCCGAGUUUGCUCCCGGAUACGGCGGGCAGUCACGACACCGUGGUCGCUCACCCUCACCCACUGACGGUCAGGCACAUACCAACUCUGAGUGGUUGGCACGGCAACUGCACGACGAGUCGAAGGAAUCUCCAUUGUCGCCACGGAAACCCGUUCCCGGCCGUCCACACGCAGCAGCAGCAGCUGGUGUCAACGCCGCUCAUGGACAUCCUUCCGGCAGCGCUGUGUCUGAUCAAGCUGCAGGCAAUCACCACCAACACCAUCGUCGUCAUAGCAAUCAUAGGUCUCCCGGUCGCCACGACCACCAGACGCCCGGCAGCGACCACGGUCUGCCCUCGCCGCCACAGGAACUGAUCAACGACAUGAUGUUGGACAACGAUCUGCCUCUACCACCGCCACACCUGCUGCAGAUCGCCAGUAGCAACUCUUCCGUCACUGUUACCAACGGCAACGCUAGCGGCAGCGAUCCACAGACCGGCGCCGUGACAAGCCCACGCUCGGCGUUCGGCCCUGCACGACACCAGCCACCGCCCGUCGCCACCACGGCUGCGCACCGGGGCAAACAACCUCACGGCAGCGGCAAUAACACACGUACGAACGGCGACUAUGCAGGUGAUCGUGAGGACGACGACGAACCGGACUACGCCAACUUGAUGAUGGCCAGACAGCGCGAGCAUUCGGCGGCACGCGCCGAGGCACGCAAGCGACUCACCAUGCUCAACACGAGCGACGACUCUGACGACAGCGGCGAUCUCUCCGACUUUCCAGUCGGGAAUCUCAUGGGCGGUGGCGUGGGAGCAAAUCGGCACAGGAUGGGCUUAGGCGGCCUCGCACAUCCGCGUCAGCCCCAUCAUCAGCAACAAUCUCGCACGUCCGCCAGCAGCAGCCAAAGCAAACCCAAGGCAGUGCCCGCGCCAGCAUCACGCACCGCACGUGCUCGCUCUCCGUCACCUCCACCUCCACCGCCAGCCAUCCCAACUUACCCUUCCAAACCAGCCACCGGCGGACCCGGACAGGGAAGUCAAUCUCGCGCUGAGUUCUCUGCUGCGGCCACGACGACAGCGUCAGCACGAGAAACGACAUCACCUCCCAGGGCGAUAGCACCGACGAACACCGAGCGCCAUAACGCAUCACAGCAACCUAGCACAAGUCAUCGACAAGCAGAGUCUGUAGCGAUGCACCGACCGCCUGUGCCAACACUCCCAAUGAAGCCUUCGGUGGCGAAAGCGGAAGCAAGGGCUCCUCCGCUGGUUGCUAAGAAACCUCCGCCACCCGUCGUCGCGAAGAAGCCACCCAAGCCACCUCUACGCUCCGUUUUGUCCAAUGGCGGCUCGUCCGUGUUGCCACCGCCAACAGUCGUCAAGGCACCGACUGCUCAAAGUAAUAGUUCCGUCGGCAACGCAACCGCUAGAGCGAGUGCAAAGCCGAUGCAACCUCCGCCGUCGAAGCCGCCGCUUUUCAAGCGACCUUCGGAGCCCAAGCUGGACACUGCUGCCACACGACUCGUUGAUCUGCGAACGACGUCGAGUGACAAUUCGAAUUCAACGCCCGCGGCUGCGGCCCCUUCAUCGUCAUGGAGACCACCAGUGACCAACAUGCCAGCUGCACAGCCCACACCGCACAUCUCAACCUCUGCCGCCGCUAAGCAGCCCGCGUCUUACAGGCCGGCGGCUGCGGCGACGACAGCAUCCAUUACACCAUCGAUGACCUCGUCAUCGCAGUACAAAUCUCAAACGACGACGUCGCCUCUGGUGGCGGGCAAAGGUGCUGCACCAUCAGUGUCAUCAUCAUACUCGGGUAUGAUGUCAUCGGCUGCUGCACCGACUCAGUCGUCGUCCAAUGAGAGUGCCUCGUACAAUGAGGCCGAGAACGCCCUUGCCGAGCUGCAGAAUGCCAUAUUUGCAAAGGAGGAAGAGCUGCAGAUGGCGCAGCGAGAUUUGGAGGCACAGUUCUCGUUGCUGACGAAUGAUGCCUCCUCGUCAAACUCAUCGUCCCUGCAUAGACGUUCCAGCGCCGCCAGCAACCCCGCGACAACAGACGGCGGUGCAGCGAUGGGACACCUGCGGCAGCCGUCUUCGCUCGCCUCCGUCUCCGUGGUGACGGCGUCCUCGGCUGGACAGCACUCGCUGGAUAGUGUGUCUGUAGGCAGCGGUGGCCGUCACUCUAUCGGCAGCAGCGGCGUAGGCGGCCCGACCAACAUCCAGCGGGCCGACAGCAUGGCCAGCAUCUCCAGCACGCUGUCACGGCGACAGGCCGGUCGCCAGGAGCAGCAGAAGCAUCAGCACGAAGAGGAGAGCCUGAGCGGCAUCACGCACGUCCCCUCCGGCCUCAGCAGCAGCCACGUGGCACUGAAUCCCACCAAGGAGAGUAAACAGGGCAAGCAGCCUCCACCGGCAAAGGCGCCCAAGCCACCGAAGAAGAACCCCGUCGACGAUGAGCGCAAGCAGCAUCAGAAAGAAGGUCUGGAGUUGGUUGCACAGCUUCGCAAGCGCUACCAGCUGUCGCCGCAGAACUCCAACGGCGAGAUUCUCGCCGCACACAGAGCGUCAUCAUCGGGCAGCACUGGCAGUGGAACAAUCACCGACAGCCAAAGAGAGCAGCUGGCACAUCGCCUGUCGUUCCGUGACGGGGUACGCGUGACGGACGCAGCGCUGUCCGAUCGCACGCUGCCCAGCGCGACGAGCACGUUUGCCCAGGUCGCGGCGCCCGACCGGCCCGCCGCCGUCGUGGACAAUCGCAUGCGUACGGAUCACGCAAUGCCAGCAGACACCACAACAACCCUGCCUGCGGCGCAUCGACAAACCCAAGCGCUGACGGGCUCGUUGCCGGGUGCCGGACAGCAGCGUGAGAGUCAGGUUAUCCGUCAGAACAUGCUGCAUGACUUGUACGGCGAAGACAGCUCGGACGAGGACGACGGUGAUGACGAUGGUGCGGAUGAUGACGUCGGCGGUGACAAUUACGCCGAGUACACCAAGCGCGACACCGGCAUCACAGUCCACGACGCAAUGGCUCUCGGUAUCAUGGCCAGCUCUGUGUAGCUGAAACCAGCUCUGACACCCGACCAGCUGUCCGUACACUGCCUGGUGGAUGCCCGAUAUCCACACUGUCCAUGACGUAUUGGCACCAGGAAUAAUGGCCAGCUCCUUCUAGCUGUCAGGCGCUCAGGCCUUUGAACCGUAGUCCGUAACGUUAUGUUGCCACUGUCCUCAAGCCAAGGACGUCUGAUGGCACCGUCCAUGACUCAAUGCCAAUGGCACUGGGAAUAAUGGCCAACUCCUUCUAGCUGUCAGGCGCUCAGGCCUUUGAACCGUAGUCCGUAACGUUAUAUUGCCACUGUCCUCAAGCCAAGGACGUCCGAUGUCACCGUCCAUGACUCAGUGCCAAUGGCACUGGGAAUAAUGGCCAGCUCCUAGCUGUCAGGCGCUCAGACAUUUGAACCGUAGUCCGUAACGUUAUAUUGCCACCGCCCUCAAGCCAAGGACGUCCGGUAUCACCGUCCUCAACUCAAUGCCAAUGGCGGCGAUUCUAGCGAGCUCUGUGUAGCUGCAACGCUCCGAUAUCUGAACAGCUGUCCGUGUAUUGCCGCCACCGUCAGGGCGCUGCGUUCGCAGUGACGCUCGGCCUUGUGGCAAGAUCCGCGGCGGCGGCGGCGGCGGCGGCGGCAGCUGCUUGCAAGCCGCAUGCAUUUGAAAACUUGAAUCGUUUCCAUGGCGGCGUCACGACAACAAAGGACAUCACCAUCGGACAGCGCCAAGGCACUAAGCAAGCUCGCCUGCCUCUAAAUAGCAAUGUUUAUUUUUUUUACCAGUUUUACAGUAUUCUGUAGAGAGAGAGAGAAAGAGAGUUUACCCUGUCUUCACAUGCUUUAUCUUGAUUGUCUCAGCCAGGCAAGGAGACCUUCAUCGUUCGGAAUCUCAGGUCUCCUGGCUCUCCGUAGGACUAUGUAAGGAGAUGCAUGCAGUUGAUGUAAUAAAAUGCCGGUUGGUGUGUUGCAGCCGAGUUGUGGUCGAUGAUCAUGCGCUGCGCGAUGCCGUCCUCAUGGCAACAGCACCCAGGGAGUCGCAUGGCGGCAACACUGGCCCACUGCUGUGACACAGCACGGUCACCAUGGUUACGUGUCCUGUGGGCUGCUGCCUGUAGGGAUGACAGCACGCGGGCCGCUCAUCUGACCCGGUGCUUUGUGACUCAGCCCGGUGUCACAAUUAAAUUGAGCUUCCCAGUGGAGAAUUAACUUCUACAAUACUCUGCAUUCCUGCAACUUUACUUUAUGAUAAUGAUUCACUCGUGCUGCAGAAAUUGUAACCAUUGCCGAUCGGCUUUGACACUGUGCAUGCCGGGCUGGUGGGCAGCCCUUAUGAUUACGAUGCGCUUAUCUAUGGAAGAAAUAAUGUAGGUGCUUUCCCCAACUUGUAGUCAGGCAAGUGUUCCGCAGUUUACCAUGGUUUUCACGGCCAUUAUGGUUUCUUGCUUGCUCCCUCGUUUCUCUGCUGGUAAUUAUUUGGUGAUGACCGUGACUCUGUGCUGGUUUUGGUUUCUGAAGCUUGUUCUGGUGGUUGUUUUCGUGUGUUGCCCGCAAGCGGCAGUCACGUCUGAAUCUUA